AUGUGUGCGUUGAUUCGAGGUGAUCAAGAACCAGAUGUCAAUAAUCAUAUUUAUGAGGAACAUUAUUUGGCUAGUGAUGAUGACAAUGGAAUUGAAGAUCUCGAGUUUCCUGAUAAUGACACACUAUAUAAUGGCGGAUUUCAAAUAGGAGAAAGUAGUAAUCCUAAUUUAGAGGACGCAAAUCAUGCAGAAGACGAAAAUCACUUCGUUGAUGAAGAUACAAAGGUUAAUAUCGAUUUCAGUGAAAGACAACCACAUGUUACACAUGAUUACGUUUCUCCUGGUGAUACCUUGUAUUGGACCCCGAUUGUUUUAGACGAUAUCAAACCAAAAGUUUCAUCAAAAUUUUAUUCAUAUGGUGAAGCAGAAACAAUGUAUAGAAACUAUGCAUUAGAAUCUGGUUUUGAUGUCAGGCUUGGAAAAGUCCAAAAAACGAAAAAUGGGAUUAUUACAAAUAGACGUCUUGUAUGCAAUCGGGAAUGUAAUCCAAAUACUAGUAAAGUAGAUACUCUGGACAUUUAG
Molecule: messenger RNA, 522 nt
Organism: Lactuca saligna
Lineage: Eukaryota; Viridiplantae; Streptophyta; Magnoliopsida; Asterales; Asteraceae
Source: the annotation of a GenBank genome assembly